AUGAAUCCAAUUAAAUAAGAAACUAAAGUGUAAUAUGGCGGAGAAAGCCGUUACACUGCUAUUACCAAUGAAGACUAAAAUAAAGAAUACACAUCAAUUUUUGAGAAGUUAAAAGAAUUCGAUCUAAAAAGUUAUCAAAUCGAGGAAGAUAUUGAUUUAAUUGAAGAAUACUCAAGUGAUUAUGAGUACGAAAUCAAAGCACAUAUGCACAUCGAAAUAAGAAAUUUACUUCUCAUUAAAUUUGAAAGGUAAAAGGACGGUAAAAACUAACAUUUUUUUCAAAUUAGAAACUUAAAACUAAACAAGGUUAGUUAAAUUAAAAUUAAUUAGAUAUCCAGGAAUUUAUUACAAGGCUUCAGUAAUUAGAAGAAUGGGUUCAAUAAUGUGAUAUCUAGGCAACUAUAAAUGGAAGAUUUGCAUUUCUUCUGCUGCUAUGUAUUUAAGAAAGCUAAUUAUGAAUUUAUCGAAAAAGUUGCAAUGAAAACUCUUAAACAGGUAGAUAAUCUUGAAUAAUAAUAUGCAAUAUCUGUAGAUAACUAGUUGAAUGCUAUCUGUCCACAAACAGGGAAAAAAGAAUGCCUUUCUUAAUUGGUAAUCAAUAAAUAUCAUGGCAUAAAAUCUGCAUAGAAACUUCAAAGCUAUUUAAUUAUAUAUUCUAAAAGUUAAGUUGAACAUGAAGACGAUUAAUGUGAUCUCCAUAUUUACGAUAUAACAACCUUUAAUAUUGUUAAUAGCUACUCAUUUAAUAAAACAGAUGAUUAUUAUGGUACUAUAGUUGAUCAAGAAGAUUACUCAACUUUCUAUUUUUUAAAAACAAAAAUGAAAAAAAUACAUAUUUUUUCGAAUUACCCUGAAUUAUAUGAUGCUUAUCCUUUGGAACUAAAUGGAGUUUAAUUGAAUCCACUUGUCGAAAAUAGUAGGAUAUCCCUUAUUGGAGACUAAUUUUUCUUGUAAAGUGUGUGGGAUGAAUAACAAGAAUUUGAAAAUUACUAUUUAAUUUAAAUAGACAAAAUCAAUUCAAAUUUAGCUGGACUAAAAUUGCUUGAUAAAGAUUUGGAAGUGCUUAAAUAUAUGACAAGAGAUGAUAUCUUAAGAAUUAGAGACUUUGAAGGAUUUUAAUUAUUUAGAGAUUGUAAAAUAGAAGAUUUGUCAACUCAUGAUAGAUUUAUAAGAAUAAUUGAUGAUACAGAAGUGCUAUUGAAUGGUAGAAGAGUAAUCAAUAUUAAGGAGAUUUUUCAAAAGAGUGAAUCUAGUUUAGAAUUUUUAAUAGAUGAGAGAAAUAAUAGUGGAGUCUAUCUAGCUUAAUAUUUAGAUAAUAAGCUUUAAAUUUUUGAUAUUAGAAGUCAGCAGCUAUAAUAAUGGAUUAUUAAUACUGAUAAAGAUUAAUAAACUCUAAUGAAUCUCGGUUAUAAAUUGGUAAUUGAGCUACUGUCAACUUAAAUCAAAUAGUAUCUUGAUUUCAUUCCAGGACUACGAUCCAAGGAUUCCCCUUUUGAUUACAAUUUAGAAAAUGGAUAGCAAAAAAUAGUUAAUUUGCUUUUGAAUAAUUUUCUAAGUAAACUUCCAGUUUAUCAAAUAUUCGAUUCUUUAUUACCUUAUAUUAAUGAGGAUGGCAGAGAAUUAAUUCAAGGCAUUAAUUUAGUCAAUGUUCUAGAUGUUUAUAACAAAUAUGACAUCUUAUUUGUAGAUAAAUAACAAAAGAAACAAGCAAGCAUUCUUAAUAUCAUUGAAUUUGUAUCAGAUAGUGUGGAUAGUGUUGUGUUGAUGUUUAUUAUAGUCAUUACUCUAUCUUUUGUGAAGCUGUAUUACUUCCUAAGAAUUUAUGAAGGAUUCAGCUUUCUUGUUUAAAUGAUUGCCAAGGUAUUCUAAGAUCUAAAAUUUUUUAUUGCCUUUUUCUUGAUAUUCAUAGUCCAGUUUGGGUUAAUCUUUACAGUGCUAUUUAAAGCUAGUCCAAUUGAAGAAUAUGAAGGAGUCGAUGCUUUUGGAUACUACUUAAUGAUAUUUAGAAUUGCUGCAGGAGAUUUUUCCACCGACAAAUAUAGAGAACAAUCAUAGUAUUUGGUAAUUCUAACUUGGAUUGUCUGGAUAGUAGCAGUGAUUGCUCUUAAUGUUGUGUUCAUGAACUUUAUUAUUGCAGUUAUCUCUGAAUCCUACGAGAAAGUAAUGUAGAAGAUCAUUGCAGAGUCUUUCAAAGUCAAAGUAUCAAUGAUCCGCGAAAGAGAAUAAUUCUUUUCCGAGAAACAACUAAUGAGUGAAAAGAAUUUUCCUUAGUACUUAGUUUUGAGAAGGCAGGUAAACUAAGAGUCCUAAGAAAAUGGGGAAUGGCAAGGUUUCAUAAAGGAUAUAAAAAAUACUUUGAGAAAUGCUGUGGUUAAAUCUAAAAAUGAAAUGAUACAAAAUCUUACACUCAUUCAAAGCACUCAUCAAAAGGAUAAUGAGACGAUGCUUAAAAACAUCAAUGAAAUGAAAACUAAAUAAGAUGCAUUUGAAAAAUAUGUGAGAGAAAGUUUGAAAUAGUUGCUUGAAAAUGCUGAAAAACAAAAAAGUACAACAAUAAAAUGA
Molecule: messenger RNA, 2562 nt
Organism: Stylonychia lemnae
Lineage: Eukaryota; Ciliophora; Spirotrichea; Sporadotrichida; Oxytrichidae
Source: the annotation of a GenBank genome assembly